This is a messenger RNA of Cylindrotheca closterium, 1860 nucleotides long. Lineage: Eukaryota; Bacillariophyta; Bacillariophyceae; Bacillariales; Bacillariaceae. The record is from the annotation of a GenBank genome assembly.
AUGAAGUUUCAAACUUUCGUUUACUGUUCGCCGCUUUGUCUAUUGGCAAUGGCAAUGGAGUCCAACGCCUUUUCUGGUUAUGUUACCAGUAGGAAUCAAUAUUUUCCCUCUGGAGCCACUGUGGGGACUGCUCCACGAGGAAGUAGUCGCUCGGCAUUAGCUCUGCAAGCGGCUCAUGUUUCGUUCUCCGGAACAGCGACAUCGAAAUAUCCACUCUUUGUAGCCAGUUCCGAUGGAAUGAAUCCUCGACAAGAGAGACCUUCUCUGAGACAAAAAUUACAGACUGCACUUCUCUUGCUCUCUCAUUGGGUAUCCCAACUAGCCCGCAAAGUACGGCUUCCUCUGGCGGUCUUGAUGUCCGCUUGGAUGCUGAACUUUGGAGGACUCUCGCCACUGCCCGCACACGCCGCCAGGGCAACAGCUACUCCGACCAAGGCAGCCCCCAGCCGACCUCAAAAAAGGCCCAAGCAACAACAGAAAGCAUCAGAAACUGAGAAAUCCACGUCGUCGAGCAAGGACCGCAACAUGAAACGAGCAGUAAUAGCUCUUGGAUUCGGAGCAAGUCUGUAUUCCGUCACCACGAAUCGCAAACGUGGUUUUGGACAGGCGCAACAAACUGAUGGUGAAGCACCACCCAUGAAAGUCGUGGAAAAACUGACAUUGGAAGACCUAGAAGAUUUGGAACACUUGGAGCAUGAAAAGACAAUGGAAGUAUUGACCACUGAUGUGGAAAUCGAGGAAUCCAUUGCGAUUACUUCCGAGGCGGAAUUCCCACUCACUUCCAAUGAUGAUGAUGAUGUUGAUGAUGAUGAAAUUGUAGCCAAGAAGAAAAAAGAGGAGGACAACCCCAUUAUCGAAUUCCUCGAUGCUGUUGGAGCCAAUCCCGAAGUCGUCUACGGAUUCUUGGGAUCAUCCUUGUCGUUUAUGGCGUCAGAGAAUCUUCUCAUUUCGGGAAUUACCUUUGCUUGGAUUUUCAAGCUGUUUAAAGAAUCAGAGGCGUCCGACUUCACCGAUGAUGACAAUGGUGAUCAAGAUGACGAAGAAGGAGUGACUGCAGAAAUUGAAGCAGAUGACGAAGAAGAAGUGAUUGCAAAAAUCGAAGAAGAAACGGAAGAAGUUAUUGCAGAGAUCAAAGAAGAAAAAGUGGAGGAGACCGUGAUCGAAACGGAAGCUGUGGUGGAAGAGAAUAAAUCACAUGUAGUUCUUGAAGAUUAUAGACCAGAAGAACUGAUGGCUGAAGCAUCCUCUAUUGCUGAAGAAUCACCCCAAGUGCCAGAAGAAAUUCCCACCGAAAUAACCGAAGAAGUCGUCGCCGAGACCAGCACCAAAAUUGAGGAGAUUGAGGUCACAAACGACAGCAGUGAUGAAGCAGAAGAAGAGAAGGAAGAAGAAGUCAUCCCAAACCAAGAGACAAUUGAAGAGGUAGUAGCAGAAGAGGCUUCUGAGCCCCUUGUUCACGAAGAAGAAGAGGAAGAAGUCAUCUCAGAUCAAAUUGAGAUUGAAGAGGUUGUAGCAGAAGAGACUACCGAGCCCAUUGUAAAGGAAGAAGAAGAAGAAGAAGAAAUCAUCGCAAACCAAGCGACGACGAUUGAAGAGGCUGUGGCAGAGGAGACUGCCGAGCCCAUUGUAAUCGAAGAAGAAGAAGAGAUCAUCCCAGAUCAAAUUGAGAUUGAAGAGAUUGUAGCAGAGAUGACUACUGAGCCAAUUGUUCUUGGAAAGGAAGAAGAGACCAUUCCAAACCAAGAAGAGAUAGAGGACUCUGUACCAGAAGCAAAAAUGUCGCUUGGAGACAGGGCGUACAAAGUUGUCGUGGAUCUCGGAUUGAUAGAAUGGGACAUUAAAAAGAGGGAGAAGAAGUAA